AUACUUACCUGCUGUGUGCAGUGGUUUUGCACAGAGCAGCCUGGAUCCUCCUCUUCUCAGGUCCCCUACAGGCUCUCCUGGCUCCUCCUGUCUGUCGGGAGCCCCCACAGCAAACAGCUUGCUAUGGGGGCACCCGCUGCUCCUGGGAGAAAAUGGCACACACUCACUGUCUUAGCCAAUGAGGAGGCAGAGACCUGGAACAGCUGAGGCAUUCUUUCACAUCGCUGGACCGCAAUGAGGUUCAGGUAAGUACUGAGGGGGCUGGGGGAGCUGCUGCACACAGAAGUUUUUUUUUACCUUCAUGCAUAGAAUGCAUGAAUGUAAAAAACCUCAAACCUUCAGAAUCACUUUAAU
Messenger RNA from Staurois parvus, 354 nucleotides. The record is from the annotation of a GenBank genome assembly. Lineage: Eukaryota; Metazoa; Chordata; Amphibia; Anura; Ranidae.